Dryobates pubescens (Downy woodpecker) is the source of this 3159-nucleotide messenger RNA. RefSeq names its product ubiquitin carboxyl-terminal hydrolase 12. The transcript has 9 exons. Bases 94 to 1203 code for a protein of 369 amino acids. Gene Ontology annotation, molecular function: cysteine-type endopeptidase activity; cysteine-type deubiquitinase activity. The record is from RefSeq and is a predicted model, not a curated record. Lineage: Eukaryota; Metazoa; Chordata; Aves; Piciformes; Picidae. Gene Ontology annotation, cellular component: cytosol; nucleus. Gene Ontology annotation, biological process: protein deubiquitination.
GCUCCGGCUGCCGCUGUCAGUUGGGCGGCUGCGUCCCAACAUGGCGCCGGCGGCAGCGGGGGCGGCCGCGGGGCGCGGGGCCGCGUCGGGCGGAUGGAAAUACUGAUGACGGUCCGGAGACUCGCCUCCAUCUGUACCAUGGGCGCCAAUGCCUCUGCUUUGGAGAAAGAGAUUGGUCCUGAACAGUUCCCUGUGAAUGAGCAUUAUUUUGGCUUGGUCAAUUUCGGCAAUACCUGCUACUGCAACUCCGUCUUACAGGCACUUUAUUUCUGUCGUCCCUUUCGGGAAAAAGUUUUGGCAUACAAAGUGCAGCCUCGGAAGAAGGAAAGCCUCCUGACAUGCCUCUCUGAUCUCUUCAACAGUAUUGCUACACAAAAGAAGAAGGUGGGAGUCAUCCCACCCAAGAAAUUUAUCUCCCGAUUGAGGAAAGAAAAUGAGUUAUUUGAUAAUUACAUGCAGCAGGAUGCACACGAAUUCCUGAACUACCUACUUAACACUAUUGCAGACUUACUGCAAGAAGAGAAAAAGCAGGAGAAGCAGAAUGGCAAACUCCAGAAUGGCAGCAUUGAGAGUGAAGAAGGAGACAAGACUGAUCUGACGUGGGUCCAUGAAAUCUUCCAAGGAACACUAACCAAUGAAACCAGAUGUCUUAACUGUGAGGCUGUUAGUAGCAAAGAUGAGGACUUUCUGGAUCUAUCGGUUGAUGUGGAGCAAAAUACAUCAAUUACACACUGUCUAAGGGGAUUUAGUAAUACUGAAACUCUAUGCAGUGAAUAUAAAUACUAUUGUGAGCAGUGCCGCAGUAAACAGGAAGCACAGAAGAGAAUGAGAGUGAAAAAGUUGCCCAUGAUUUUAGCUCUGCACUUAAAAAGGUUCAAAUACAUGGACCAGUUGCAUCGAUACACCAAACUCUCCUACCGUGUAGUCUUUCCCUUGGAGCUCAGGCUCUUCAACACUUCAGGAGAUGCUACAAAUCCUGACAGAAUGUACGACCUUGUUGCUGUAGUUGUUCACUGUGGCAGUGGUCCAAAUCGUGGACAUUAUAUCACCAUUGUGAAGAGCCAUGGCUUUUGGUUGCUGUUUGAUGAUGACAUUGUAGAGAAAAUCGAUGCCCAGGCCAUUGAAGAAUUUUAUGGGUUAACAUCAGACAUUUCCAAAAACUCAGAAUCUGGAUAUAUCCUCUUCUACCAGUCAAGAGACUGAGACAAAAGAUACAUGUAUACAAAUAAAAGAUGUAAAAAAAGGGAUCAAGAAAUGUCCAAAUGGAACAUAUUUGUGACAGCAGAAGCAGCUCCUCGUUGUUGCUGUAGGACCAGGACAGAGCCAGCAGGGUGAAUCGAGCCUUCUCCCUGCCAUUUUGUGGAGGAUUAGUGCUGACUGCCGAAACAGGAAGAGCUUUUGUUCCAGUUUUCUUUCUGGGCUUUUUUUUAUACGUGCUAUCUUCCAAAAUCUGUGUUACCUCUACUUGAAACCUGGCUGCUUAUUUGUUCAUGGACUGAAGAAAAGGUUUAAAAGUAGCAUUGUAGAAUUUUUACCAUUUGUUGUUGGCCUGAGGCUAUACCUUGGUUUCUACCAUCGUCGUUUUUCUGUAUUUUAGCAGAAUGAUUUCAAUAUUCAGUGUCAGCUGAAGGCAUAUUUUAGGAUAUGAACAGCAGCUGGUUGCUGGAUAUUUUUGGUGACUCAGACUUGAGAAGCAGUACAAAGCUAAGACAUAUUGGAAAUGUCAAGUCUAUAAUUUUUAUUAAAAGAAAAAAACACAACAGACAAAAAACCUCUCUGCAGCAUUGUAAAUUUGCCCGUUAUGGUUUAGAUAACACUACCAGCUCUGCUUCUUUUGAUGCUUUUACUUCUGUUCUGUCUCUUCCUCAGAAGGUAAAGAACUUAAUCCAUAUUAUUUUUCUUUUGAAGCAGAAGGGUUGUUUGUUUUUUUCUUUUGCCUCAAAGCCACAUUUGCUGCAGCUUGAAGGGGAGCAGGAAAGCAGUUACCUUUGUGAAGAAUCUUGUCUGGUAACCAGUUGCUGUAGAGAGUGUGAAGUUAGAGCAUUUCUUGGAGCUCUUUGUGUAAACCAAAAGUGCCCUCAUUCUGAAGCAGGAUCUGUUCAACAUUUCAUUCAAUGCAAUGAGCAUUUUGAAUCUAUGCUAAUCCACAGAAACAGCACUAACUGGGAAGGGUUAGCUAAGGGAAGCAUUAUUUAUGUAACUAACCCAGUUGUUCUUAGUCUUCAAGGUGAUAACCAUGUAAGAAGGAAAACCAACCAACCCUGACAUUGCCUUGCUAAAUGUUCCUCCUCAUCUUGUUGUAUCCAUUUGGGAAUCAUAACACAUCCCACCCCUAAAAAUGCUUCUGAUUAUUUUACCUCUAUAGGCCUUGCUUAACAGGGGAGAUUGGUACUCUUUUGAAGGCUGAAAUUCAGUAAUCCUCUGUUACAUGUGUGUAUAAGAGAAUCUCAAGGAUAACCAGAAGGAAAAGACGAAGGAAGAAAUCUCAGAAAAUCUUGUAGCUUUGUUUUGAGAAGUCCUGUUGCCGUGCCAAAGCUUGUCACAGCUGGCUCUAAACUACAAGUGGAGUUGAGUAUUCCCCUGUCCUCAUUUUGCUAGGUGACACAAGAGCUGUCCCCUCUGUGGUUGUUCCCAGUGCAGCCGUUCAUGGUAAUCGACCAGUGAUUGUUGUUCUCCAGGACAUUGAACUUAUGCAAUUCUGUGGCUUGUGCAGGAUAUCCAAUAUUUUACCAAAAUAUUGUCCUCAGGAAAACAGCAUUUCACAAACAGUUCCUUGUGGUGGCUGUAUGUAUCUUGUCUCUUCUUGUCUUGACCACAAACGUAAUGUUAUCGAUUAACUCCUGUCUUCAAAACACAAAUUAAUCAUUACCACUGUGUUCCACCUGGGUUGCAGGUUCCAUCUUCUCUUCCAGGAGAUAAAACAUGAACUUUGGCUUUUUAAAUUAUUUUUUAUUAUACAGAGUACUGUCAUUUCCAGAGACACAUUCAAUAACAGCGAGCGCUCUUGUCAUCUCCUUCCUAUCGUGUGGAAAUCCUUCCUGGCUUAAGAGUCUUCUCCCCCUGGUCACAAACAAGCUGUGAGUCUUCUCCUGGUGACGUUAUCAGAAGACUGACAUCACUUAAAUCUUGGGAGGAAAAAAAAAAAAAAAGGAACAAAAA